Ceratotherium simum simum (southern white rhinoceros) is the source of this 1877-nucleotide messenger RNA. It is a transcript of the gene DSCC1, whose product is annotated as DNA replication and sister chromatid cohesion 1. Gene Ontology annotation, cellular component: chromatin; chromosome, centromeric region; Ctf18 RFC-like complex. Gene Ontology annotation, biological process: mitotic sister chromatid cohesion; maintenance of mitotic sister chromatid cohesion. NCBI's taxonomy places the organism in Eukaryota, Metazoa, Chordata, Mammalia, Perissodactyla, Rhinocerotidae. The record is from RefSeq and is a predicted model, not a curated record.
CAAGUGGCGCCCCACUGGGGCGCAGCUCUGCUCCUAGGAAGAGACGGCCCCGGGGAAGCCAGAUUUCUUUCCAGCAGCCGCAGCUCAGCCUGGAGUGACCCGGCCACUGCGGGGCUCGCCUCCCGCGAAGCUUUUGGACCUUUCCGGGGACGCACCCGCGGCGCGCUCCGCCCCGGAAACACGCCUCCAGCCAGGUUGGCGCGCUUUAGAAACAGCCUCUAUUCUAUUUCGUGUGCGUUUCACAGGGUCCCGGCCGCUCGGGGAGCUUGGUUCACUGGCGCUAAAUCUACGGCCUCCAACCCCGCGCAGCGAUGAAGAGGACCCGAGAGGAAGUGGACGCGACGCUGCAGAUCGCCAAGCUGAACGCGGCCGAGCUGCUGCCUGCGGUGCACUGCCUGGGCUUCGGCCCCGGGGCCAGCGGCGCCGGCGGCGGUGACUUCUGCCUGCUGGAGCUGGAGCCCGCGCUGUGCCAGCAGCUGGAGGCAGGACACAGUCUUGUGAUUCGUGGUGAUAAAGAUGAGCAGGCUGUGCUGUGCAGUCAAGACAAAACCUAUGACUUGAAAAUAGCAGAUACUUCCAAUAUGCUGCUUUUUAUUCCCGGUUGUAAAACUCCAGACCAGCUGAAGAUGGAAGAAACACGCUGCGACAUUAUUCACACUGAGAUCUUUGGUUUUUCUAAUAAUUAUUGGGAAUUAAGAAGAUGUAGACCUAAAUUAAAGAAGCUAAAGAAACUUUUGAUGGAAAAUACCUACGAAGGACCUGACAAUCAAAAAGAAAAGGACUCAAAUCACUCAAAAUACACAACUGAAGAUUUGCUUGAUCAAAUUCAGGCAAGUGAGGAAGAAAUAAUGGCCCAGUUACAAGUUCUAAAUGCCUGUGAGAUUGGAGGUUAUUGGAGGAUUCUUGAAUUUGAUUAUGAGAUGAAGCUUCUGAAUCAUGUAACUCAGCUUGUGGAUUCUGAAUCUUGGUCUUUUAGUAGAGUUCCUUUGAGUACAUGCCUUCAGGAACUUGGACCAUUGGAGCCAGAGGAGAUGAUCGAACACUGUCUUAAAUGUUAUGGAAAGAAAUACGUAGAGGAAGGUGAAGUUUAUUUUGAAUUGAAUGCUGAUAAAAUAUGCAGAGCGACAGCACAAAUGCUACUUCAGAAUGCAGUGAAAUUCAACCUCGCUGAGUUUCAAGAAGUAUGGCAACAGAGUGUUCCUGAAGGAAUGAUAACUAGGCUUGAUCAGCUGAAGGGUUUAGCCUUGGUGGAUAGACACUCAAGACCAGAAAUCAUAUUUUUGCUAAAAGUAGAUGAUUUACCUGAGGAUAAUCAGGACCGUUUUAAUAGUCUAUUCUCUCUAAGGGAGAAGUGGACAGAAGAAGAUAUUGCUCCAUAUAUUCAAGAUUUGUGUGGAGAGAAGCAAACCAUAGGUGCAUUACUCACUAAAUAUUCUCGAUCUUCGAUGCAAAAUGGUGUUAAAGUUUAUAAUUCAAGAAGACCCAUUUCUUAAAAGAACAACUGUGUGUUCUUUGGGACUAAAGUUGUUGGUUAUAAAAAAAAGAUUCUUUUAUGGAUUUGUAUUCCACACUUUUAAAAACCUACUACUUUGAGGCAUUUUUCUCCUCAUCUUAAGCAUUUUGAAACUACUCUUUUUUUCCUUAAAUGUAAUAGGAUAUUUCUAUAUCUUUCAAGUUAUGUUUGUAUUAUGCACACAUUGUAAACAAGGACAAAAGAAAAUGUUUUUUUUCCUGUAUUUUGUAUCUGUCUGUAGUGUAUAUGGUUUUAUUUAUAGAAAAAGAGUUUUGCCUUUGUUAUAUUUAAAAUUGCACCUCUUUAAGAUUUGAUCUUCUAAUCAUUAAUAAAUUUAAAACUUUUUCAGAGAACUAAAUAAUAA